This is a messenger RNA of Triticum aestivum (bread wheat), 1450 nucleotides long. RefSeq names its product probable carboxylesterase 12. The transcript has a single exon. The record is from RefSeq and is a predicted model, not a curated record. Gene Ontology annotation, molecular function: hydrolase activity. NCBI's taxonomy places the organism in Eukaryota, Viridiplantae, Streptophyta, Magnoliopsida, Poales, Poaceae. The coding region runs from base 90 to 1064 and encodes 324 amino acids.
CAGAACCUGGCCAGCUCUCUCCUCGUUACACCGCUUGCCGUCUUGCACUACGCCGCGAAGCCAAAGGCCGCCGCCCGCCGUCCGCCGUCAUGGACGCAGGCUCCGAGAUCGUGUACGAGAUGCCCGGGUUCAUACGCAUCCACAAGAGCGGCCGCGUGGAGCGCUUGCAAGGCACCGAGACCGUCCCUCCCUGCCCCUCCGGUGACCCCGCCAACGGCGUCGCCUCCAAGGACGUCGUCCUUGACCCGGCGGCCAACGUCUCCGCCCGUCUCUACCUCCCCGCCGCCGGCGCGGCGGAGCCUGGAAAGAAGUUCCCCGUUGUCGUCUACUUCCACGGUGGCGCGUUCGUUGUCCACACAGCGGCCUCACCGAUCUACCACAAGUACGCCGCCUCCCUCGCCGCCGCGGCGCCCGCCGUCGUCGUCUCCGUCGACUACCGUCUCGCUCCGGAGCACCCCCUCCCGGCCGCGUACGACGACGCCUUCGCGGCCCUCAAGGCGGUCGUCGCCGCGUGCCGCCCGGACGGCGCCGAGCCCUGGCUCGCCGCGCACGGCGACGCCUCCCGCGUCGUCCUCGCCGGCGAUAGUGCCGGCGCCAACAUGGCGCACAACACGGCGAUGAGGCUCCGGAAGGAUGGCAUCGAGGGCUACGGCGACAAGGUCAGCGGUGUCGCGCUCUUGCAUUCCUACUUCUGGGGGACUGAACCGGUGGGCGGCGAGUCCCCGGACGCCGCCUUCUUUUACCCCGGCGACGUGGAGCGCGUGUGGGAUGUGGCCUGUGGUGACAAGUUCGGCCGUGAUCACCCGUACAUCAACCCGGCGGCGUCGCCGGAGGAGUGGCGCCAGCUCGGGUCCGGCCGCGUGCUGGUCACCACGGCGGAGUUGUGCUGGUUCGUGGAGAGGGCGCGCGCGUACGCGGAAGGGAUCAAGGCGUGCGGGUGGGCCGGCGAGCUCGAGUUCUACGAGACCAAGGGCGAGAGUCACACCUACUUCCUGUUCAAUCCCGACUGCGACGAUGCCGCCAAGGAGCUCGCCGUCGUGGCCGACUUCGUCAGGCGCUGCUGAGUCUGCUUCGCUUGCUCAUCCAGUGAGUGAUUGUGAUUCAGUAAUAAAGGAACACCUACUGUAAUUUCUACGAAUUCGGUAAUUGAUUGCACUUGUGAGUUGCAACACGAACGGAAACAAUUUUUGCUCCUCUGAAUCAGUUGCUAAUUGCAGCUUCAUUGCAUAGUUGAAGCAAAACGGACUGAACUGUAAGCUGUUUUGGUUGUGGUGCCUGUAGAAUUUCCUCUGAAACACCUGUAGAAUUUCCUUGUGCUUUCUGUUGCGGUGCCUGUAAGCUGUUUUGUAGCACCUGUAUCUGCCGUUUUCAGUUCAUUGUUGUUCUUUCCAGUUGUAUGGGCCGAUGUAAUUCCUGGCCAGUUGAUGGCUUCAUUAAUUCAAAGCCAGGC